This is a messenger RNA of Procambarus clarkii (red swamp crayfish), 7346 nucleotides long. RefSeq names its product rapamycin-insensitive companion of Tor. Gene Ontology annotation, cellular component: TORC2 complex. Gene Ontology annotation, biological process: TORC2 signaling; positive regulation of phosphatidylinositol 3-kinase/protein kinase B signal transduction. Lineage: Eukaryota; Metazoa; Arthropoda; Malacostraca; Decapoda; Cambaridae. Gene Ontology annotation, molecular function: protein serine/threonine kinase activator activity. The record is from RefSeq and is a predicted model, not a curated record.
ACCAAUAGCCGAGGAGAGAGAACUACAUCCUAUUAACGGUGAGCUGAAGCCUGCAGGAAGCAAGGAAGCGGGCAAUUAACGCGGGUCAACACCGGUGAGAAGCCCUACCAAUACUACGAUUGUCAGUUCGUAAUGGCGACACAAACAUGUACCAAGGGCGAGGAAUACGAGCAGGGAGAUCCCUGAGAAGACGCCAUGAAAACGAAGACGAAAAUAUUGUGUUGGACUCAGGGAGGGGGGUGUCAGGGGUCAUCAGAGAGGUUCUGGGGAUUGUAUGCAGAAAAGAUGGCAUUUCCAAAGGCCGUCGUCUUGGUUACCUCAAUGCCGCAGUCAGGGCAAUAUCGAAGAUAACAUCAUCCAACCACUCCAAAAAAUCUCCAUUCUCCGAUGACGAAAAAAUAUUUGACGAGAUAGUGUCAUUAAAAAACGAUAGUAACUCGCCACCUUCGCAAGUCGACUUUGGGGAGGAGGUAAUCACCAGGGAACACUGCUUCUGCUUAUUACGAUGCUGUCUAGUCCAUGAGGGAAAGGAGGUGCGUGCAGGUGGCCUUCGACUCUUGCGUUACCUUAUCCAGACACCAGAGGAUGUGAAAGCACUUAUAACAGUAAAUACUGUACCCCUCAUUAUCAGGUGCAUGGAUAUCAUGCUUGAUAAUCAAAUAGAACGUCUUCAGAGUCUCAGACUAGCACGCCGAAUGCUGCAGGUGGCUCCCAGUCUCUUCCCGGAAGCUCUGGCUCGUUGCCUUAUUGCCAUUGCUCGUGAUGGAGCCAAGGAGAGGGACAGGCUUCUUAGAUCUGCUCUUGCUACACUUAAUGAAAUGGCUGUGCUAAAUACGGGUGUGUUUGUGGAGUGUGGCGGAGUGGGCGUCUUGCUGCACAACAUCUUAGACUGCGGGAUGCCACGGAUUAACGAAGCUCUUCUGGGUGCCAUACUCUACCUCCUCAACACACCCGAGUGGAGACCACACUGCUCUCAGUUGCACAUGAUCCUGGCACCAUUCUCUGACUUUCAUUACAAACAUACAAGCUAUGAUCUGGAAUACUAUAGCAAAAGUGAGGAGCGUGAGUUGAGAACACAGGCUGGGAAGUUGGGUGUGCUGGUGUGCCUGAGAUCAUGGCCAGGGCUGGUAGCCCUCUGUCAGCCAGAUACAGCAGCUCUCAGGUCUCUCAUAGCAUUGCUUUAUCCCAACCAUGAAGAUACUAGGAAAGCUAUUAUUGAGCUGCUGUACGAAUUGUUUAGAGUGCCCCUUGGGGAAUGGACUGGUGACUAUGAUGACGCUCUUUCUGAUCACGUGUCUGUCUCUGCAUCAGACACCGACAUGUGGCGAUUGCACGAAGGCUUCGUGGCAGCAGAGGCACGGGCAGUCUUACCUCACAUUGCCAAGUUUAGACCAAAUAUUAUCCAGAACCACUUAGCCCUGGUACUCUAUACGUUGAUGUGUGUUGAUCUGUUUCCUGCUUUGUGUGAAGUCAUUGUUACAAGUUCGGCGCCUCUGUCAGUCCGGACCACAAUAUUGUUGGGUGAAUUGCUCCACCAAGCUAACCAAAAUUUGCCUGGAGAGUGUGGCUCUGUUUCUCAUUCACUUCCUAUUUUGCUGGAGAGAGCAGCAAGCCAUGAUUCUAUUCAGCGCAUGCGAGCCACGCAGGCUAUCACGGCUCUGUUGAUUUUGGCUCGGGCUAGACAAAACCCCCAUAAUACUUCCACUAGUCUCUACCUAUCACACAUUAUUCAGUGCUCACCUAAAUCCAAGGAGCGCAUCCCUAAAGUGUACACUUCCACAUCGAGUGCCAAACUUAGCAAGUGGUUGGGGAAAGACCACGACGAGUUAAUCCACCAGACCUUGAAAGAUUCACAGGUGCUAAUCUUCGGAAGAGACCCACACACGUGGAAGUGGGAGCUCAUCAUUCCUGUACUCAGGUGGCCUACAUCAUCCUUGCAACGGUUGGAUGACAGCAGCUACAGACUCUUCGUGAGACGUAUCUUGCAUUUUUACAAGCCAAGCUCAGGACUCUUUGCCAAUGUUGACCUCACACAUGACCUUGCACAAGUGUUUGCUCAAGGACUGCUGCACUUCUGUGACUUUCUUCUGGGUGCAUCUGAGGAUGAAUGUGGUAAACACUUUGAAGAAUUAUUAGUGGACGUGAGUACAAACCUGACGUGUGUUGUAUGCGAGUGUCCACUCCACGAUGCGGUUCUCUCACCAUCGCGCCUUAACACCACCACUGCACAAUAUUAUUUUCUUGCUCUGGGUAGACUGUCUCGCUCACAGCGUGGAUACGACAUGCUUCUGAAAGCUGGAAUCUUUGAACAGUUGCAAGAGCUGGUCAGUGUGUCAAAGAGUGAUAUGUAUGCCAAGCUUGUAUCUACCUGUUUAGACUACUCAAUCAAUGGGCUCAAUAGAGCAAUUUUGACGAAGAUUCUGACUGGGUGCCAGGAGUCAGCUCGAGUGUAUGCCACUCAGUUCCUUCGAGCAUUAGUUCGGGUAGGGGCCGCAGACUUCGCUCGCUGGGGAGUAGAGCUGCUGGUAGCCCAGUUGUAUGAUGAAAGCCGUGUAGUGUCCUUGGCAGCGCUGGAUGUGCUGGAGGAGGCAUGUGAUAAUGAAGACUACCUGGAAGCCAUCCUCUGUGCUCCACCAUCCGUCCUGCACCUGGGUGACCGCGGACAGCUGCUCAUGGCAAAGUUGGUCUCGUCUCCGAGAGGAUUUAGGGCAUACCACGAGGCCAACUUCAGCAAUACCUUACUGGAUAAGUGGUCUACAACAUACAAUUAUAAAUAUGUAAAAUUAAUGCAGACAGCUGUUGCUGACUCUGUGACUCAACACCAGCGUGGAGAGGAUGGUGCAUAUGGCCGACGCACAGGCAGUAAGCACAUUGUUCAUGAUGUUUUCCUCUUGCCACACCUGUAUGGAUCACUCACACAGCAUAAGGAAGGUUUCUGCAUACUUAUGCAACAUGAUGCAGUAAGAAAUAUGGUUCAGAUUGUUAAAGCUGGUGCUGUUUCUACUCCACAAGAUAUCUACCAGCUUAAAGUGGCAAUCUGGGCCAUGGGCCACUUGGGGCUGAGCAGCGAUGGCGCAGGUUUUCUGAGUUGUGAGGGUGUGCUGCCGGCGCUCACCCACCUGGCUGCUACCUGCCCAGUGUACUCAGUACGAGGAACCUGCUUUCACGCUCUGUGCCUAGUGGCUACAACCAGGGAUGGGGCUAACCUGCUCAGGAAAUAUGGCUGGGAGUCUGUACAACGUCAUCAUCAUGAAUGUUGGCAAUUGGUGGAGGAAACGGUGGAUGUGUGGUCACCAACCACCAAUCAGGGCCAAGUUGAUGAAAAUUACAUAAACAUUGGUGGCCACCAGAUCUCAGAAAGUGAUGUUGAUGACUUUGAUCUAGUAAAGCCUGGGUUUUAUGUUGGAGAUGAUUCCGAAGAUGGUAGUGAUGGCGGGUCUCUGCUUGUGGAAGGUAUUGGGCUAGAUGACUCUUAUCCUACUUCAGGCAAAAGCCAGACGCUGCCACACAAGUCAAAGCCUCCUUCAGUUAUAGGCCAUCAGAGAAGUCUUUCUGACUGUGCACCAGUGUUAGAGGAGCAUCCCUUGGACCAGCCGCAGCCAACACCCUCACAAGAUGACCUCACCAUUGGCAAACGAUCAUCACUUCGCUUCAGCAAACUUCUUGCUAGUGUGCGUAGAAAAUCUGAAAGACGUCGUGAAUCUACCAGCAGUCGUGCCAGCAACUCCUCUACAGCCUCUGAUCGCAUGACUGAUCGCAUGGCAGCAUUCCUGCAAUCUGCGCGACGUAUCAGAGGAAUUAGUUCCCGAAGCCAUUCACUCACGGACCCCACAGGUUCAGAUGAGGAAGCUGGGGAUCAACGUUACACCUUGAGCUCGGAUUCACUUUCAGAUCCAGCACAGGACAUGGAUUUCUCUGCGACUGAAUUGCCUAAUGAUGGUCUGGAUAUGUCUAGAGAAAAUUCCCACGCAAAUGUUUACAGUUCACUACCUGUCAGGACACAAAUAGACUGCCGCUUAAGUCCUAUUGCCAGUGGAGCAUCACUAGCCACACUUGGCUCCCAAGCAACUGCUGAAGGUGGAGUAGAGUUGAGACGUGGAGGGCGAGCCGGUUCCAUCCGUGGGUCAAGUGGAGCCCUUUUUGCAGAAGAUCCUGGAGAUAGAACUGCAGGCAGCACAACUCCUAUUAUGCAUGGAGCUUCAGUAAUAACAGGCCAGCCAUUGUCUACCCAAAGUUACCUCACUCUUCGUUCUAUCACAAACCACCGUAGGGUUGUGUCGGAAUCGAGCCAAGAGGAAAAAACGGCAAGAAAUUCACUCAAAGGCUUUUUGUCUUCAAGUUAUGAACAUGGUGGGACAUACUUGAUGCGCAAUUUGCUCGAUGUGCAAGGAAUGGUACGAUCUCCAUCGGGUUGUAGUGAAGUAUCGUCUGUACGUUCGGCCGGAGUUCGAGGUAGUGGACUUGGUAGCAGCAUUGGCAGAGGGCUUGGUAGUGUGCCUUUAAGUGGUGUAAUUCACGAUGAGUGUGGCCAGUGCUACCUAGGAUUUGCUCUGCCACUUGACCUUGAUCUACUUCUGUAUGAUGCUACUUCUGACAAAAAAUCCCAGCACCAAAAUGGAGGAAAUGCAAAUAUGUCUAGCAUGAGCAAUGGCACCUCUGGCAAGGACAGAUUUCCUGUAAUAACAGAAUCUGAGUUGGAAACCCAGUCAGAGGAGAAAACCAUGAAACGAAAAACAAGUGCAGUUAGCAAUGGAAAGAGGAAGAUUAGCAUGGACACCACAGGAAGAGAUGGUGAUGGGACAGGUCUGGAGCUUCACACCCCACAGAUGUGCUUGGCAUGCUUCACUCUUGCUCCUGCCUUGCUGCAGUCCAGCCCCUUGCACAAGUGCGAAGGUGAAGGGCCGGUGACGGAGGGUAUGGUAGUGGAGUCCCCCCACCUGCAACGGGUCAAAGCCAUCAGUGAAGCUUCCGAAGCAUCAGAUUCUUCCAGUGUCAAUAGCCAGGGUUGGGAUGACUUGGGUGAGGGCAAGUCAGGCCCUGAGCGAGUAAACCAGACCUUGAUAAGAAAAGAGAUAUUACGGUUCAUAACCAACCUGUUGUCUUCCAUAGCUGCCAAAUCUUCAGAAUCGGGUUUGCUAACACUCAAGCAGAGAUGGCCUCAUGCAUUCCGUGACCUCUGCCUCUACUCUGAGAUUUGCCAAGUACUUGCCUGCUAUAAUUACCGCUUAACAGCUCGUCGCUUUAUUCAAGAACUUUUCAUGGAUCUGACCUUUAGUGAGAUUUAUGCCGAGGCCAACCGUCUACUGAAUACGCAGCUUGAGGGACUCUGCGAAACUGUGAAUCCUGUUGUUCAAGAGAGCCCAAUUACCAUGCACACUUUCCGCCUGCAGGCGCCAACCAUGGCUGACAUUGCUGAGGUUACUUUGUCUGAUAAGUCAGACAAGGAAGAAGAUUGCUAGUGUUUUUUGUAACUUAUUGUUACACUAGUGAUUUAGUAUUAUUCUGGUCAUCUAGAAAGCACAAAUCCAUGUUCCUUUUAGGAUCUCUAACAACAUCCUUAUGAAGUGCCACUUUCAAAAAGCAUAUUUGAACAAAUAAAAGUAAAAUUAAUGUGUUUAUUCAGGUCCAUGUUUGCUCAAAAUGAUUCACAAUAAAUAUUGUGGUAGCUACAUAGUAUUAAUAAAUAUGUUAAGUGGCAUUUCAUAUUGGUGUGUUAUGUCCUAGUCCCACCACCGAUAUCUCUAGUUCCCUUUGAGAAAAAAUUAAUUUAAGUACACACUAACUGGCAGUGGCUCAGGUAUUCAAUUACAAAAGUGUGCCAAUUGUUUUCAGACUGCUUUUAAAUGCCUGACAAGGAUUUGACAGUAUUUUUGAUAAGGCAGAUGUUUUGACCACUAUCACCAGCUGUGAGGCACUGAGUUGCCUGUAAUAAUACUUGGCCUGAUAAUGUGUAUAUUUGUCAGUAAUAAGCGGCUAUUUCCUUUGUUAAUAUUGUGCUUGAAGCCAUCCUAUUACAGCAUCUGUUUUAAAGGAAUGCUGCUUUUUGUAGUCCGGAGCCUGGGUCUUAUUCAUUGAAGCAAGUAGAUUUUUGCAGGCUUCACCCCCUGCCCCCUUCCCUUCCCUCCACGGUAGCUACCAUGUCGUGGUUGUUGGUCCUUACCUUGCUCAGUCUUAUCACAUUCCUCCUGGGGUGUAGAUAUACAUGUACAAACAUUCCUCCACUUACUCUUCACUAGCACUGUCUACAUUGGACUACGAGUGGCCUGUGCAUUUGUUUGCUUGACCCCAACUCGUCAUCUUGAUGCUUUGUAUCAUACACGCUUGUGCCUCUGAUCAGGGGUACGUUUGCUUUAACCCAACUCACUAUAUGUAUAAAGCGGUGUUUUAUCAUUACAAGGCCACAUCCACUUGCAUUUUCUUCAAUACUUUGCAUAGACCCUACAAAACUGCCUCUCAUACUUCUAGCUCCCUUUGAAAGCCCUGCCUUUUUUUUUCUGUUCUUUAGUGCAAAGAUUGCUGUCUUGUAGGCUUCUUUCUCUAUGCUUGUCUGCAAUGGGUUUUCUCUCAUUGUGCCUACCCCCAUGGAAUCCCACACUUGUUAAAUUUUGUAAAGCCCUAACCUGUGGUGAAUGCUUAUACACUUCUACUGUCCUGAAAUGCCAUUUUGGACAGUUACUUUUCAUGUGCCAAUGUUGGUUAUGGUAGUUCACUGUUGCUCUUGCUCAUUUUGAGCAGAUAGAAGACAGUUGAGUCAUGCUGGUUUUCCAGUCACAUUGUGGUGUUGCCUCCAACAAUCUUGUGGAUGCUGCUGCUAAAGAGGCCGUUUAUGCCUAUCCCAUAUUUCCGGAAAUUAAUUCUGUACUAAUGUUUCUACCACACUCAUUCAUAAAGCAAUCACCAACUGUUGGAAAGAGAUGCUUAGCUAUUCUGAACAACAAAUCAUGUACUAUUAUAUAUAACCUAUUCCUGUGAUCUUUCUGUCACUGGAACAGGAAGUUUAAAACAUUUCUAGCUUGGUUUUUACCUACUGACUACACAAGAUUUACUUGUGGACACUUUAUGGAACAGAGUUGUACUUUACUGUCAGAACUGCAGUGUCUUGCUUAGUCAUAUCACCACCUUGUAUAAUGUUUUGACUUUCAGGAUCAGAAAUUUUGCUUUCCCAUUGUUCUUUUAAGUCUGACACUCCUUGAUACAAUUUUCAGGGAAUCUGACUUUGACAUUGCUAGUCUUGUCUUUCUGUUCUCGUAUUGCCAUCCUGAAUGAUAUGUAGGAACUUUUGAAUAGUAUUUUGUAAUACACAACCAAUUAAUUAUAUAUAUAUAUAUAUAUAUAUAUAUAUAUAU